ACACACACACACACACAUAUAUAUAUAUAUGUGUGUGUGUGUGUGUGUGUGUGUACAUAUAUUUGUUCCAGCUUUUAGCAAUGCCAUUUGCUGCCGGCGUCCUCUACUUCCCCCCUCCUGCUGCCUUUUUCAUGCUCCUUGGAGCUUAUAUAUUCGCCGAGAUGUGGUUUGGCGUCUUAUUUGCCGUCCUGCUGGAACUGGUUCCUGGCGCAGUUCAGUCGACGGCCCUCGCGGUGUUCCUCUUUGUGAUGAACAACGUGGGGGGGAACCUGCCGGUGGUGGUGGAUCCCCUCUCGGAUCUGCUGUCCUACCGAGCCGCUCUUUACAUCAUGUAUCCCGGGGGCUAUUUAGCAAGUGCUGUCUUCUUCUGCCUCACUAGCUUCCUGAUCUGAAGAACAUCCUGAUUUCUACAGUAACAGUGCAAUAAUUAAUAGUGCUGACACCUGAACGCUUCAACAUGAAUAGAAUUGUUUCUUAA
Molecule: messenger RNA, 478 nt
Organism: Penaeus vannamei (Pacific white shrimp)
Lineage: Eukaryota; Metazoa; Arthropoda; Malacostraca; Decapoda; Penaeidae
Source: RefSeq, a predicted model, not a curated record